This is a messenger RNA of Paramacrobiotus metropolitanus, 1526 nucleotides long. Its product is annotated as proteoglycan 4-like. Gene Ontology annotation, molecular function: chitin binding. Lineage: Eukaryota; Metazoa; Tardigrada; Eutardigrada; Parachela; Macrobiotidae. The coding region runs from base 247 to 1374 and encodes 375 amino acids. The record is from RefSeq and is a predicted model, not a curated record. The transcript has 3 exons. Gene Ontology annotation, cellular component: extracellular region.
CCCGGCACAGACCUUGCCGGUGUACUCUCAUUAUCAACAGCCGACAAAAUAACCAGCCAACAUUGCGUCCGUAUACACACACGCCACGGAUUAAUUUAUUGCCGAUUAUUAUUGCUCCCUGAACGCGUGUAUACCGUACACGUUAUUCUCGGCCGAUCAGCCUUAAAUCAUCCACGUGAGCGAUUACCGUACCGCGACAGGAUUUCCGGUCGCGCGCGGCGGUGUUGUCAAGCGGAGAUUACAAUCAUGCAGCUGCUCGGAUUCUUCAUUUUACUUGUGGAUUUAUUCAGUUUAUUUCUUCAUGGAGCGUCGGCGUUUCGACCGGCGUUUGGACCAGUGCAUACUUCACGACAGAAGCGUCUUUCCGUGUUGAGUAUCGUGUACCGCAAAGCUAACCACACCACCGAAACCCCCAACCAUCUCCCCCACUCUCCCAGCAGCAUCGACCGUCCCUCCACCAUGUCCCCCACCACCGCCACCCCGCCGCCGCCCUCGUCUCGGCUGACCAUCGCCCCCUCCGAACUGACCUCCACCAUCGCGAAAUUACGCACCACGCGCGCCCCCUUUUCCUCGCGCGCCCCACCGGCGGCCCCCAUCGAGCCCCACCUGGCCUUCAGCCCCGGCGACCACGCCCGAUUGUACCCACUAACACCCAAGCUGAUCGAAGGGGGUGCCGCCAUCCCGGCGGCCUUCCUGCCCUACUUCCCCAACACCGACAAGGUCACGCUGACGUUCCUCCCGGGGAACCCCAAGGACGCUGGGAUUGGGGUUGCGUCCCCAGGCACCAAGGACCCCGUCCCGCGAACACCCUUCGGAAGUCCGGAGGCCCCGCGGGAGGUGGCGCCACCGGCAAACGGUUUCCCGCGACCGCCGCCAGAGACACCAGGAACUUCAAAGGACCGCGGCGCCCGUCCGUCCUUCGACCGGGAGGUAGCGCCGCCGGCCGACAGCUUCCCGCGGACCCCGGAGAUCCCGCCGACCUCCACGGCCCCCAGUCUCCAGGCCCGGCUCCACGUCAACACCGAGCGGAAGCAUAAAGUAGUCGUGACGACCACCACCACUAUGGCGCCGGCGGAGUGGUCCCCGCUGGGUCCGGCGCUCAACCAGGUCGUCACCGGGAUCCCGGCCAACCACAGCUGCAACGGACGCAUCGGGUACUUUGCGGAUCCGGGUGCGGCCUGCGACCUGUUUUUAUACUGCGACCAGUUCGGGCGCUCCUUCCGCUUCCUGUGUCCGCAGGGGACGCAGUUCAAUUCGCGGCUGUGUCUGUGCGAUAUGCACAGCCGCUGCGGGAGUCGCACUGGCACCGUCAACAAUUUCGCCCAGAUGCACAGUGCGCCGUCUAUGAGCGAUCCGUGUCCGCCGCUGACGUGAAGCAUGUAGUACGUUUAUAAUGUUCUUAGUUUGAAAUCGGGGGUUUGUUGUUGUUGGUUUCGUGGAUGUUUUUCCGUUGAAUACAUAACAGGCGUGUUGCACCACCGAGCGAAUUAGUAGUACUUUUUUUGUUCGUGUAACAUUACUGAGUA